AUGUCGUCUGAGCCUGACUUAAAACUUUUUGUUUCAAAACUCCCUAAAGAGUGGGACGAAAUCAACAUAAAAGAAUACUUCGAAACUUUUGGAACCAUAAUUGAUGUGUCACCUUUCAAAGACCAAGGCAAAAGUAACUUUUAUUCAGAUCUCGGAUGCGCAUAUGUAAGGUUUGCCAAAAAAAGCCACGCUGAAAAAUGCAUUCGCGAACUUGAAAGAUCAGCUGUAAGGUAAUUUUUAGUCAGUUCUAAGCAGAAAAACUUGACAAUCCGAUGGGCAGAUGGAGAAGAAGAACGACUUGCAGACUACAAGCAAGCCCCUCCUCAAUAUGUAUCAACUUUUGUUGAGUACAUUUCUUCAGACGGGCGGCCUUACUACUGGAACUCUCAAACUGGAGAAACCCAGUGGGAAAAGCCUGAAAGUGCCCUUGUAAUCCCAGUCGACCAAAUCCAAGUAUCAUCCCCGAUCCAGGCCAAAUCCCAGCAAGCAUCCCAGGCCAAGACUGGGUGCAAUUUAUUUUUGUUUCACCUUCCUAAUGAAUGAACAGAAACCGAGCUUGUCGCUCACUUUGCUCCAUUCGGAAAAGUCACAAGUGCCCGAAUUAUGACAGAAAAAGACUCUGGAAGAAGCCGUGGCUUUGGGUUUCUGACUUAUGAUAAUCCUACAAGUGCGACUAAUGCUGUGAGAGCACUUAAUGGAUAUCAGGUACUUGGUAAACGCUUAAAAGUUCAAUUAAAGAAAGGAGACUCAGCCCCUGCAUAUUUAUAUCAGCCUACUCAUCUAGGUUAA
Molecule: messenger RNA, 789 nt
Organism: Blepharisma stoltei
Lineage: Eukaryota; Ciliophora; Heterotrichea; Heterotrichida; Blepharismidae
Source: the annotation of a GenBank genome assembly